GGGGGAAUCCCCACAUACCUCGUCCCCAGCCAUUCGGGCUAAAGGAAGACAGUUUCCACCAGACGCUAUCUUUGUUGUUGUUUUCGUGUUGUUUUGCUGGAUUUGAAGAAGCAAGAUUAAGACCAAGAUUUGACCAGAUUCUAAGUCAUGGAAAUGCAAGGCUACUCUACGGCAGUGGCGACAGGCGAUGAAGACCAAGGUGACUUGGACUUGGACGUCACCCCCGACUCAUCCAGUGCUGGGGUGAGGGAAUGGCUGAAUCGGCUGCCCCAUCUUUUCAUGGCUCGACAGAUUCUUCUUACCCUGGGAGUGGUGGGGAGAUACCAGUACAUCGCAACAAACGCCUCGGCUAAGGAAGCAAGCGUCCUUGUAAAGACCCAGGAUGGUUUAUUCAAUGUGUUGAAGUCUAUUGACGCGACCAGUUUGAUGUUGCAGAGUUUCCAGAGCGGCGCCAACAGUAUUUUGGAGAAGCUGAAAGUGGCCUAUUCGUACUUGCUUGAUGGUUUCCCUGACUUUGCAAAGACUGAUAUCGACGCGAUAGCUAAGGAUGUUCAAACCAUGAAGGAGAGCACAGAAAAGGCUCUGGGGGUUGUGAAGAAGACAGCGACCAGUAUCGAAGAGGCACACAGGCUGGUGUCGGCAAAGAAUGGCCGCGAGGGACAGUUGGCUACCAUACAGCAGUCGGUAGACCAGUUGAAUGACCAGUACCGGAGGCUCAAUGAGGGAACGAUGGGUGGUUUAGACGGGAAGGCGACCAUAGACCUAAAGAACAGUUGGCAGGUGACAAGUCCAACCUUCAUCGUGUUCCUGAAGAUCAACACCAUCGGUUUUCUCAAGGAUCCAGUCUGCCUCUUGAUAACAGUCGCCAUCCUCAUAUCGUUUUAUGUGUGCGCCUGUCAUUCCUACAAUGCCAUCGGUGGCUGGGUGACUAUGAUUGUUGGGAUGACCCUCUUCCUGCUCAGAUUUGCCCUGUGGAAGUUGGUGCAGCCAAAACGCGUCGACUACAAGCCAGUCAUCCCGCUCAUUCUCAUAGGACUAAUUGUCAUUCUUUUCCCAUGUCAGCUCCUCCUGCCAUGUGAAUCCAAGUGCUUCGUGGUCGUCAUACUCGCCCCUCCACCGACCAUCUUAAUGUUAUUCUUAUGGUAUAACUUAGCCCCUGAACAUUGGUUCUUCAAGGUCGAAGACUUGAAAAACAAGUCAAUAAUCAGCUAUAACUCUGUCAGUACCAAAGGGAGCACGGAAUCCCUGCAGGAGCAACGCCAGCGCAUCAAAGAUGAGUUGUUAGACAAGUCUGGGGAGAAGCUGAGAAUUGAAGCUAGCUUUGGUGAUACAGACCUGACCAAGUGCUUCAUCGGCAAGGCUCUGAGCGACCUGAAGUCUGUCACAGGGAUCAUGCAGCAGUGUACCGUAGUCAUAGAGAAAUGGUAUAAGGAGUGUAAGGACAUCAUUGAACCGAGUAUGAACAGGACGAUCCAGAGGGCACAGGAGGUACCCGAGGGGGAGUUGAAAGAUUACUGGAACUCCAUGGCUUUUAAGAAAGAGGUGGUUGACUACUACUGCAGAUGGAGGGCGCUUCAAGUCUACUGUGAGACACUUCGCUCGGAAUGCCGAGAGAAACGUGCCACGGUCGAAUCACACUAUAUUGAAAACCUAUAUCCGAGGGAUGCAGUCAAAAGGGCGUGGGAGCUAGCAGAUGAGGAAGUAGCUGACACCGAGGUGGCCGAGCUGGUCAGACGGCAGAAGGAGGGUAUGAAUGGCCAUGACCUCAAUAAGCUUGUGAACAACAGGAGUAAAGAACUGAUACUGAACAUGCCUUGAUAGCCUUUGACCGAGACUUUAGUGUAAAUUCGGAUUAUCGGCAAUCAUAACAUGGUGAUAAAAUAUUCUUUGCACAACAGUGCCAAUGUGCUAAUUAUAUAGCAGAGACACCUGUCGCGUCAUCUAGUAACUUAAUCUCACCCUCCUGAAGCACCGUUUCCUUUGCAGACAUGAGCACAAAAUGCUACAUUAGAGCAGUCUUUCAAUAUUGAAAGACUCUGAUUUGACCAAUGCACUCCUCCAAUCACUCAUAUUGGAUGAAUGCAGCGGCCCCGGCCUGGCCCAUUUGUGAGCUUUAUACCACUCUGGCAUUCAGGGGACCCAGCAUCGAUUGUGUGGAUGCAACGACUGUAAGAUGUUGUUGGGUUUGUUUCAUAAUCGUAGAGUAUCGCUUAUCGUAAUCGUUAUAUGGUUUUUUUGCACAAUACUUAUCUUCUGUACUUCUCAUGGCUCAAUACUAUGCAUAUGUAUAAACUGCUGCUGGGCAUUCAAUAAAACUAGGUUUGAAUACACGCA
Molecule: messenger RNA, 2334 nt
Organism: Lineus longissimus
Lineage: Eukaryota; Metazoa; Nemertea; Pilidiophora; Heteronemertea; Lineidae
Exons: 4
Coding region: 148-1818 (556 amino acids)
Source: RefSeq, a predicted model, not a curated record